AUGACCCAUCGACAGGCCCCGCCGCAGCCGGCCCGGAGCUCGCGGCCCCAGACCGAGAAGGUAUCCAGCUCGGCAUCCAAGAGCAAGGGAACUAAAGCAACGGCACCGGCUCCGGCUUCCAAGCCCGCGAGGCAGACGACUCCCAUCGCAGCACCGAAGCCCGUCCGCCCGGUUUCUGCUCAUAAACUUCAGCCCCCGGUGCAGCACUUCAACGUCCCACCUCCCGCGAGCCCAGCACCGAAAGCCGGCGCCGGUGGCCCUACAGCACCUCCGAAAGGCCCUCUAUCCGGCGUCGGCCGCGUAGCCGACCUCCGCAGCCCCGGGCCCGGCGCCCUUACCAGCUUUCCGCCACCGCCGACACCGCCGCAGAGGGAGUCCGCCGGCUACUUUCCCGCGGGCGCAGGACAGCAACAACUAUCAUCAGCGCAAAUCAAGGCAGUCGCAGCUCGUGUCCCGGCUAGUGCGGCCAAUGGAGUCCUUACACCACCCGAAAAGGCAAAGAGUACCGGGGCAGCAGAACAACGGCGGCCUGGCAUGAUCGACUUUGAUAACCUCGAAGAGACGCUCCAGAACCUACGCUUCGCGCCCUCGCCGAUGCUGUCUACUAUCUACUCCGCCCCGUCGACACCUCGCGACGAACUUGCUACCCCCGACUUCACCGCCAGCACCACCACAUCGUGCUUCACGCCACCCUCCACGAACCCCACGCCUGAGCCCGUGACGCCGUUGGAUCUCACUCCACGAGGACCGCCGCCGCAACUGAAGCAGCAGCAGCAGCUAAAGAAGGAACUCACAAUGUCUCCCACCAGACCGCGCGCCAACUCCCGCAGGGCCAGCCCGCCCAGCAGAAAGCGAGGACGCGGCGUCGUCGCCUGCAUCGAUAGCCCUGUCACCUUUUGCACGACGUGGUACACACACCCUACCGCGCCCGACUUCUCCAUCUGCUCGAAGUGCUACGAGGACCACCUCGUCGGCACUCGUUUCGAGCACGACUUCCGGGGCAAGAUCUGCGACGACAACAAGCCGCGGGUCUGCCGCUUCAGCAAGCCUCGCGUUAAGGACCAUCUUCUCCGCAACACCCUCGCCACGGGACGCAUCGAGGACAUCGUGAGCUUCCUCCUCCACAGGAGCGCCGUUCCAGACUGCAGGGGUGCCGAUGGAGCCAAGGGAAGCGAGGGGGCGAAAUGGUACCGUCCAAAGAACAAUGCUGUGCCAAACAUGGUUGUCUGCCAGGCCUGCUUCGAGGACCACAUCCAGCCGUACCGCUUCGCGGCCAACUUUGAGCAGGCCACAGGACAAGCCACCAACGAUGUAUGGUCCUGCGACCUUUCCACCCGUUUUAUUCAAAACAUCUACAAAGAGGCGGCGGUCAAGGACGACUGGAUCGGCUUCACCAAGGAGGCUUUCGCCAGGAUGGAUAUGCCCCCCUGCGCCAAGCGCCAAAAGGUUACCGUCACCUCCCGCAAGUGGUUCACCCCCACGGCCGCAGGCCACGACGGCGUUCUUGUAUGCGCCGCGUGCUACUGCGACUUCGUGGCCGGCACCGGCGAAGAAGGGAAGUGGUGCGGCGCCGGCACGAACCUCGCCUCGCGGUACGGCAGCCUUGUCUACUGUGCGCUGGGCCACUUCAACAUUGGCAUCGCAAUGUCCUGCGCCACCGAGGCCAAGCAAUACUCCAUCUUCUGGAAGGCCCUCGACGCGGCCUGUACCGAGGAGUUCUGCAGUCCGCAGGGUAUCAAGGACGGGACGUGGUACACGUUCCCCUCCCACCCGGCCGAGUUCGGCAUCUGCGCCGCCUGUGUGUCGACCGUCGCCGAACCUCUCGGCUUGAGCUCCUCUCUCGUGCCCAAGUGUGGCGUGUCAUCCGGCACGACGCUCCUGUGCUGCUUCAACCCUGCAAACCCGCGCUUCGCACCGUACAUGACGAAGCUUCUCGAGUGCCACUUCACGGCCGACACCCAGCCGCUUGAGUCCUACGCCCUCGAGUUCGCCAGCCUGCCGCUCUGCCCGCGCGACGAGGAUUUCCGCGACAGGCGUUGGUAUGGAUGGCAGGAGUGUACGAUCUGCCCGUCGUGCUACCAUGAGUUCAUCCGCGGCACGACGCUGGCUGCCGCCAUGCCGCUCAAGGGCGGAACCGCGGCCCCGAGCCUCAUGUGCGAGAUGUACAGCCCGCGCAUGCGCAACCUCUACGCCCAGGUGUGUGCCCGCAACGACCCGUCUGAGCUGCUUCGGGUAUCUAAGGCCCGUCGAGCCGUCUAUGUCGAGACGGUGCCUACGAUCCGGCAGAUGAUUAUGGAGGCGCAGAUGGCGCUUGGCCAGCAGCGUGUGUCGAACGUUGCGACCUCGACGAGUCGGGCUAUGGGGCAGGUUAAGGAUGUCGUUAUGCUGAGCCAGGGGGUUUAUAGUAUGCCUGGCGUUGGAUUCGAGUUCACCAAUCAAUUCGAGGCUCAGGGGGCCUCGUACAGCAAGCAGGCGAACUCCAUCAUGGCAGAAUAUGGGUCGGGAUCGCGAACUCAUGUUAUUGGAACGUUGGAGAAGAGAUGGAGGGAGGUUGAGUGA
Molecule: messenger RNA, 2559 nt
Organism: Colletotrichum phormii
Lineage: Eukaryota; Fungi; Ascomycota; Sordariomycetes; Glomerellales; Glomerellaceae
Exons: 2
Coding region: 1-2559 (852 amino acids)
Source: RefSeq, a predicted model, not a curated record